Messenger RNA from Echinostoma caproni, 303 nucleotides. Lineage: Eukaryota; Metazoa; Platyhelminthes; Trematoda; Plagiorchiida; Echinostomatidae. The record is from the annotation of a GenBank genome assembly.
AUGCACACGGCUAGGAUGAUAACAAUGCUGAACAGAAUCGAUCUGGGUCUGAAUAAACAGCUACGUUUUGCACCUGAUGUGGAUCAUUCGUUUCGGAGAACUGUGUACGCUAAUGUACCCACCAUUCAGAUUGAUUUCGCUCCAGAGCAAGAAUCACAAUUCUGUCAGGUUAUGACAAAACAUGAGGAUUAUUACGUUGGCAACGAUUGGGCCUACGAGGGUAAUCUGACGCAGUCCAUGCAUCCAUUGUCUAGAUGGCCAAGUGCUUCCAACCGGUAUGUGUUUGUAAAAGUAUUGUAUUGA